AUGAUGUUUCCGGGAAUGGCUGUGCCUGGUCGGCCAGCUGCAAGUCGACCCGCGGCUUCUGCGCUCCCUGUAGGGCGAAUUGACAACGCUGCGGCUGUCCUGGUCUCACGCCCAGAAUGGGCACCACCCAGGCUAGAGACCAAGGACUUCGCCUCGAUGGACUCGAAAAGCCAGUUAAUGCACUUCUGCCAAAAGAAGCUGGGGAGCAUCUUUAAGGGAGGGGAUAUCGUCUACACCAACAACAAGUUUCCUAUGGGUUUUCAGUCCAUCGUGAAGUUGGUUUGCCUUGGCGGGCAAGAAUUUGCUGGCGAGUUGAAACCAUCAGCCACUGAGGCAGAGCAGGCUGCAGCACAGCAAGCCGUAGAGUCCUUCAAGGCUGAAAUUUCUGCUCUUGGCCUUGAUCGUGGCGUCGAGGUGACCAGAAAGAGAAAAGGCGGACCUAUGGAGCCCAGUGUCAAGAUCAAGAAGCAAAAACUGCCACCUGGAAUAUUGGGUGAGACUGCGGUGGUUCCUCCUGAAGCCACCGCAAUCGUUCAGACCAGCAAGAUGGAGCUCAAUACCCAUUGCUCCAAAAUUGUCCGCAGAGUCAUGGAAAAGACCGACGUCACCUACGAAACCGAUGAUGUGGAGGGUGGUGGCUAUCAAUCGAAGCUGAGGUUAAGCUGUUUGCCCGACUCAUGGGGCAGCAAAGUCUUUGUUGGUGAGGUAAAUGUGAAGAAGGGAGAUGCGGAGCAAAGUGUGGCUGCGGUAGCACUGGCAGCAAUCCGAACGGACGUGAGCUUGAUGAGCAAGUUUGCAGCUCCGCCAAAGCAGAAGGUGCGACCACCGGGCAUGAAAGGCAAAGGCGGCGGCAAGGGCAAGGUGCCACCUCCAAAUGCCAACAUGCUCCAGUUGCAGGCCAGUGCUUUUAUGGCUCCACAGAUGCAGGCCCGCACAGACGCAUUCCACAAAGCGGCUUUUGGUGAGGCAACGGUGAGAAGGAAGCUAAGACCAGGCCAUUUGCGGCAAAAGCCGCCGGUGUUGACUUGGGCCGAAGCCAAAGGUAGAAGACAGAUGCAGAAAGUAGGUUAA
Molecule: messenger RNA, 1071 nt
Organism: Cladocopium goreaui
Lineage: Eukaryota; Dinophyceae; Suessiales; Symbiodiniaceae
Source: the annotation of a GenBank genome assembly